CCCAGAUUGUGGGGCCGCGGGAGGACGCCCUGGACACCCAGGACCUGGGCGGAGAUGGACUCAGUGGUGUUUGAGGACGUGGCUGUGAACUUCACCGCAGAGGAGUGGGCUUUGCUGGACCCGGCUCAGAGGAAGCUCUACAGAGACGUGAUGCUGGAGACCUUCAGGAACCUGGCCUCCGUGGGUUCUUGCCCUCACGUUAAAACCAAUGGAUCAAGUCCUCAAUGGGAUAUUUUGGAGAAUGAAUUAUGCCAUGAAAAGAAAAUAGUAAGAUGCACAAGAAAUGAUUCCUGUUCUGUUUUUGGAGAAAACUGGAUAUUUCAUAACAUCCGAGGUCACCAAACUCAGGAGAGGGAUUUCAGAAAUGGUUUGGUGGAGAAUCUCUGCAAAGGUAAUGAAGGUCAUCAAUGUGGAGAAACCCUGAACCAGAUUACACAUGUUACUGUGCAUAAGGGUUAUCUGACUGGAAUUCAGCCCUAUAAAUGCACUAAGUGUGGAAAAGCCUUCAGGGAUCGUUCUUUCCAGAAGAAUCAGCAAAGAUCUCACCCUGGACGCAAACCUUAUCCAUGUGAAGAAUAUGGAGAAGGCUGCAGCUGUGUCUCGUGCCUAAAUCCUCCUGGGGAAACACACAUUGUAGAGAAACGUGAUAAACAUCAGGAUGCUGGGAGAGCAUCUAAGAGAUACGUGAAGAGUGGCAGUAGUCAACAGCCUUUAGAGUGUAAGAAGUCUGGAAAAGCUCUCGCUUGUCCCUUAUCCUUUAAGGCACGUGAGAGUGGUCACCAUGGACAGAAAAUCCAUGUGUGUAAAGUAUGUGGGAAAUCCUUUAUGUAUUAUUCCUACCUUGCACGGCACGUGAGAACUCACACUGGAGAGAAGCCCUAUGAAUGUAAGGAAUGUGAGAAAACCUUCCGAUAUCCUGCAUCCCUGGGAGAACAUGUGACGAUGCACACUGGGGAGCAACCUUAUGUGUGUAAGGAAUGUGGGAAAACCUUCAGUUGUCCCAAAUACUUCAGAAGACAUGUGAAAACACACAGUGGCAUGAAACCCUAUGAAUGUACGGAAUGCGGCAAAGCCUACAGUUGCUCCUCAUCCCUUCGAGAACACUCACGAACACACAGCGAAGAGAAACCCUAUGAAUGUCAGCACUGUGGGAAAGCCUUCAGGCAUCAGCGAUAUUUUAAAAAGCAUGUGAGAAUGCAUAGCGGAGUGAAACCCUAUGCAUGUAUGGAAUGCGGGAAAGCCUACAGUUGUUCCACAUCCCUCCGGGAACACGAGAGAACACACACUGGGGAGAGGCCCUUCGAAUGCCAGCACUGCAGGAAAGCCUUCACUCGCCACGCCUCCCUUCGAGGACACAUGAGAACGCACAGUGGGGAGAGAGCCUACAGAUGUACACAGUGUGGGAAAGCUUUCUGUUGGCCCUCAUCCUUACGAAAGCACGUAAGAAUGCACAGUGAGGAGAAGCCCUACGAAUGUCAGCAAUGUGGGAAAGCCUUCUGGUACCCCGCAAACCUGCGAGGACACAUGAGGAUACAUGCUGGGGAGAAACUGAAUCCAAGGACCAUGGGAGAGACUUCAUUCUCUCUUCAAACUUGUAAUGUGAGCAGCACACUAUAGAGGAAACUUAUGAAAGGGAAAAUGUGGGAAAGCCUUCAGCACUUCACUUACUUUGUACAUGAGAACUCAGAGCACAACAGAAAUCUUUUAACAGAGAUAAAUACGGUUUUGCCUUGGUAAGUGCCUCAUCCUGAAUAGGGAUCCCAGUGUAUUAAUUUCUAGCUCAUAUUGCUGAUCUGAAUACUUAAGAUAAUAACUAUCUCAAUAUGUCUACUUCAUCUGUACUACUUAUAUUUUUUAUCUCCAACUUUAAAUAAUCAUACAGUCAUAUAAAGCUUGCCUCAUUUCCA
This is a messenger RNA of Mesoplodon densirostris (Blainville's beaked whale), 1907 nucleotides long. RefSeq names its product zinc finger protein 77-like. Lineage: Eukaryota; Metazoa; Chordata; Mammalia; Artiodactyla; Ziphiidae. Gene Ontology annotation, molecular function: DNA-binding transcription factor activity, RNA polymerase II-specific; RNA polymerase II transcription regulatory region sequence-specific DNA binding. The record is from RefSeq and is a predicted model, not a curated record. Gene Ontology annotation, biological process: regulation of transcription by RNA polymerase II. The coding region runs from base 55 to 1617 and encodes 520 amino acids. Gene Ontology annotation, cellular component: nucleus. The transcript has 4 exons.